AUGAUCACGCAACGCACGCUGAUGGACGGAUACAAGGCAGAGUCCUACGGCAACGAUGCCGAGGACGAGGUACUCUGCCCUCUCUGCAUGGAGGUCCUGGACGAGACCGACAGGAACUUCUACCCGUGCACUUGUGACUACCAGGUGUGCCUGUGGUGUCUGCACUACAUACGGACCACCAUGGGCAACAAGUGCCCGGCGUGCAGGAGGGACUACGAGGAGUCAAAUAUGAAAUACAAAACUAGCCCGCGGGUACCGAACACUUCGAGGUCAUCUAAUACGAAGAAGAAGCGGGAGACAGGCGAAAAGGAUGCCACCACUCGCGAGGAGCGCACGACGGUGCCGCCGCAUCUGAGCAACACAAACCUUAAGGAAAUGAGAGUGAUACAGCGCAACCUCGUGUACGUCGUAGGGAUACCCGCGAGAAUUGCCAAGGUGGAAAUUUUAAAGCAACACGACUAUUUCGGGCAGUAUGGAAGAAUCCAGCACAUAGUGAUCAACAAGAGCCAGUCCUACAACUCCCACAUUAACGGGGCGUCGUACACGGCGUACAUCACGUACUCGAGAAAAUCUGAGGCGGCGCUUGCGAUACAGAGCAUAGACGGGUCACAGGUUAGCGGUAGAACACUCAGGGCGUCCUACGGGACAACCAAGUACUGCAGCUUCUUUCUUAAGGGCCUCAAGUGCACCAAUGUCGACUGCUUCUACCUGCACCAAUAUGGCGACGAGAGCGAACGGAUAUCUAAGAACGAACUUACCAGCCUUAUGCACAAGACAGGCAAGCCGGGGUUGGGACGGGGAUCACAUUCUCUGGAAAAUCAGGGUCCAGUAAAGGGCAAAGACGAACCUUCAAGCAGACACCCGAACCCGCGCCGGAUUCACAAAGUGCAUGAAACAAUGCCAACCAACAAGAGGAAUGAUGUCGGCAUGGAUACCUACAGCAACUAUGGCACCAGCGCAGCACCCUCCGAACGCGAUCCGGCGUCGUGGGCUCAUGUCGCAGCCGGUGUGAGAGACUCAGGGGCCAAUGUGAUGCCCAAUAUGCAAUACAAUUACCCCCAUCCAGACGAGCUGCAGUUCCAAUACUCGAUUAUGGGCGAGUCGUACCCAGAAUCGUACGCCCAAUCCUUCGAAGGGUACAGAGCACCGAGGCCUAAAAGCGACUACCAGCCGGUCAAAAGGAUGAACCCGCCGUACCACCCGCAAGAAAGUAUACCAAAUGGUGCCACUGCACCUGCAACGGGUCAGAAUGAAGUCAUGAGGCAUCUAUUCAAUGAGGCGCUGCUCUCCCACCUCCAGAAGUACAACCGAGGCGAACACAUACUGUACGCCGUGGAUAUGCCGUCGGAUCGGAGCAAUGUAUCCGAUCAACAUAAUGCGCAGUACCCCGACGGGUUAACUACCAGCCAAGACGAUAUCAACGUCCUUCAAGCUCGCUUAUGGAUGAUGGCGGAGCAGGCAAAAGCAUCAGGGGCCUACUAUGUGUCGAACAAGCGCAGGCAGCUGGACUACUACAAGGGAGCCAACGAUCUGUUUAGUGUUCUUGACGGCGAAAGCGCCAUCGCGGGAGAUGCGGCCACACUGGGCCCCAGGGACCUAUUCCCAGAACGCACGGCGGUCGACGACAUACUGGACAAGGUGAAGCAGCACUCACUGAUGCUUCGACAUAUGGCGCAAAUGUACGCCAUCAAGCCGCAAAGCGGCAAAGGCGCGACACCACCUCGACCUGGUGAUGAGCAGCUGGUUAAGGAAAAUGCGGAGGUGCCGAAACCGUCGUACAGUUACCCGGUAAACCCCUCGCCGGAGCUGAAAUACGCCUCCGCUGUCGGUGGUGCUGCAGCAGCCAAGGCAGAGAAAUUCGUGUCAAGCAUACUCCUCUCCUCGCCUCUCGACCAAGCCCAGCUAGAAGCGGACAUCAAGCUUCACGAGGAGCUUGUUGAAGGAGUGCAGAAGCUAGUUAACGCGGAGUUGAAACGGGAACAGCGGUAUGCAAGACACAUCGCCGACCUCUAUGCAAACUGA
This is a messenger RNA of Babesia ovata, 2022 nucleotides long. RefSeq names its product CCR4-NOT transcription complex subunit 4. The record is from RefSeq and is a predicted model, not a curated record. Gene Ontology annotation, molecular function: ubiquitin-protein transferase activity; RNA binding. NCBI's taxonomy places the organism in Eukaryota, Apicomplexa, Aconoidasida, Piroplasmida, Babesiidae. Gene Ontology annotation, cellular component: CCR4-NOT complex. Gene Ontology annotation, biological process: protein ubiquitination. The transcript has a single exon. The coding region runs from base 1 to 2022 and encodes 673 amino acids.